UCCGAAUAUCCUAAAAUGAAAGUAGGUGGUCUGUACGUUAAGUAUAGCAACAAUUGUGAAUCACUGCUACAGUAAGGAUCUUGGAGAAUAAGAAUGCAAGAACAGUCGCAUGUGGAUGAUGUUGCCAUGGUUACUGGAUGGAAUAUGGAUGUGGAUCCUGUCGUCUUUGGUGGGGAUUGUGGGAUUUGUUGUCUACACACUGGUAUCAAGCUCUGGCAGCGAUUUCUCCGACAACAGCAUAGACGCAUUCAUCAUACAGGAAGGUUCAAAAUCCAAGAAAGAGAAUGUGGACCAAUCUAUGGAUAACCGUCACUUGCGGUCGUAUGGUACGGAAGGAAAACAAGUGUUGAUCUUGUAUGGGACAGAAUAUGGAUUCAGUGAAGAAGUAGCUACUGUAUUGUUUGAUAAGAUUUCCUCUAUCGUACAGUCAGAUGAUGUUGGUCCUCUACAACCUCGGCUGGUCAACUGUAAACUUUACGAGUGUGUGGAGUUGUCCAGGGAACAGAUAUGUUUUGUUGUCAUAUCUACAAGUGGAGAUGGCGUCCCUCCCACUGAUGCACGUGGUUUCUAUGACAACCUGAUGUCAUGUGAUGAGGAGUUAUCUCACCUUCGGUUUUCUGUUCUGGCUCUGGGUGACUCCAACUAUCCACAUUUCUGUAAGACAGGACGUGACGUAAAUACAAGACUUUCCAAACGUCGAGCUGACCCAGUUGUAGGGUGCCAGGAUGUAGACGUGGAGGACUGGGCUGUCAUCAACUGCUGGAUGGACAGUGUUGUAGAAUAUCUGAAGUCAUGUGACCUCUGUGUGUGUAUGGACUAUUUACAAAUUACUGCCGACCAGUCAUCGGAAGGACAUGAUAGACAUAAUCCAUUUAUGGCUGUCUUGCAGGUGAAGGAUCUGUUGACAGACGCCCAACAAUGUAAUGAUGACAAGGAGGUCGUCCACUGCGAGUUUAACAUCAGUGGUAGUCACAUGACAUGGACAUCAGGUGAUGCUCUCGGGAUAUACCCAGAGAACAAUCCUGACCAUGUGUCAGCCAUAUUGGAUACAUUGACAUGGCGGGAGACGGAGAUGUUUCCUGUACCAAACGGGGCCUAUCACCCACAUAAUGAUACAGCAAGUAUAAGAACUCUGCUGCUCAAAUAUUAUGACAUCAAAACCAUCAAGCCAGAACUUCUACAGACUUUACAGACUGUGGUCACAAACACAAACCAGAGGGAGACGUUGUCACGGCUACUACAGGCAGGGACUGGGAAGUCUAAUAAAGCCCUGCAGGAGUAUGUGGCAGUGAGAGAAGUGAGAGAUGUCCUUCAGGAAUAUAAACCAGCUGUGUUGUCUCCACGGCAACUACUGCCCUGCCUAAAACCACUCCAACCAAGAUAUUACUCCAUAUCAUCUUCCCCUUUAAAGGCCUCUACCGCUGUCUGUGUGACGGUAGCCGUUCUGCGUUACAAGACCCUGUCGGUAGGGCGGGAGGGUGUAACCACCUCACACCUACUAGACCGUACGCAGGUCGGUCAAUCAAGCCCGGUGUUCAUGAGCCGGAACCCCGACUUCCGCCUCCCUGACAAACACACCACACCGGUGAUUCUGAUUGGCCCAGGUACAGGGAUAGCCCCCUUCAGAGCAUUCAUACAAGAAAGAGAACUCAGUCCUGACAAAGGGGAGAUCCACCUGUAUUUUGGCUGCAGACAUAAGUCUGGGGAUUUCUUAUACAAAGAGGAGCUGGAGAAAUACAGCAGAGAUGGCCUGAUUUGUCUUCGAGUGGCAUUCUCCCGGGACCAGGCCAGGAAGGUAUAUGUUCAGGACCUUCUGAGAGAGGAUAGGGCCAAAGUCUGGGACCUGGUUACCAAGAGAAAUGGCCACCUGUAUGUGUGUGGUGAUGCCAGACACAUGGCCAAAGAUGUCCAUCAAGGCUUGACCGAUAUUGUCCAGUCCUGUGGUCAGUUGGAAAGACUUGAGGCUAAUGAGUACCUCAGGCUGUUAGAGAUACAGGGACGUUAUCAAAAAGAUGUCUGGGUCACUUAGUCUAGAGAGAUAGGGGCUACAGUCUAACACAGGCCGUUAGAGGUACAGGGACGUUAUCAAAAAGAUGUCUGGGUCACAAAGUCCAGAGAGAGAUGGGGGCUUCAGACUAACAUGGGCAGAUAUAGAUACAGGGACGUCAUUAACAAAAUGUCUGGGUCACUUAGUCUAGAGAGAUAGGGGCUACAGUCUAACACAGGCAGUAAGAGAUACAGGGACGUUAUCAGAAAGAUAUCUGGGUCACUAAGUCUAGAGAGAUAUAGGCUACAGUCUAACACAGGCAGUUAGAAAUACAGGGACCUUAUUAACAAGAUAUCUGGGUCACUUAGUCUAGAGAGAUAGGGGCUACAGAGUAACACAGGUAGAUAAAGACACAGGGACAUUAUCAGAAAGAUGUCUGGGCCACUUAGUCUAGAGAGAUGGGGGCUACAGUCUAACACAGGCAGUUAGAGAUACAGGGACGUCAUUAACAAGGUAUCUGGGUCACUUAGUCUAGAGAGAUAGGGCUACAGUCUAACACAGGCAGUUAGAAAUACAGGGACGUCAUUAACAAGGUAUCUGGGUCACUUAGUCUAGAGAGAUAGGGGCUACAGUCUAACACAGGCAGUAAGAGAUACAGGGAUGUUAUCAGAAAGAUAUCUGGGUCAAUUAGUCUAGAGAGAUAUGGUCUACAGUCUAACACAUGCCGUUAGAGAUACAGGGACGUUAUCAAAAAGAUGUCUGGGUCACUUAGUCUAGAGGGAUAAAGGCUUCAGAGUAACACAGGUAGAUAAAGACACAGUGACAUUAUCAGAAAAAUGUCUGGGUCACUAAGUCUAGAGAGAUAAAGGCUACAGUCUAACACAGGUAAAUAAAGACACAAGGACAUUAUCAGAAAGAUGUCUGGGUCACUUAGUCUAGAGAGAUAAAGGCUACAGAGUAACACAGGUAAAUAAAGACACAGGGACCUUAUCAGAAAGAUGUCUGGGCCACUUAGUCUAGGGAGAUAAAGGCUACAGAGUAACACAGGUAAAUAAAGACACAAGGACAUUAUCAGAAAGAUGUCUGGGUCACUUAGUCUAGAGAGAUAAAGGCUACAGAGUAGCACAGGUAGAUAAAGACACAGUGACAUUAUCAGAAAAAUGUCUGGGUCACUAAGUCUAGAGAGAUAAAGGCUACAGUCUAACACAGGUAAAUAAAGACACAAGGACAUUAUCAGAAAGAUGUCUGGGUCACUUAGUCUAGAGAGAUAAAGGCUACAGAGUAACACAGGUAGAUAAAGACACAGGGACAUCAUCAGAAAGAUGUCUGGGUCACUAAGUCUAGAGAGAUAGGGGCUACAGAGUAACACAGGUAGAUAAAGACACGGGGACAUUAUCAGAAAAAUGUCUGGGUCACUUAUUCUAGAGAGAUAGGGGCUACAGUCUAACACAGGCAGUUAGAGAUACAGGGACGUCAUUAACAAGAUGUCUGGGUCACUUAGUCUAGAAAGAUAGGGGCUACAGUCUAACACAGACAGUUAGAAAUACAGAGACGUUAUCAACAAGAUAGCUGGGUCACUUAGUCUAGAGAGAUAGGGGCUACAGUCUAACACAGGCAGUUAGAAAUACAGGGACGUUAUCAACAAGAUAUCUGGGUCACUAAGUCUAGCUCUAGAGAUAGGGGCUACAGUCUAACACAGGCAGUUGCCCUGGUUACCUCUGCCACCUGACAUUUUGGAUUGUGUGAUACUUUUAUUGUGUUAUCUCAUUUGUUA
Molecule: messenger RNA, 3761 nt
Organism: Mizuhopecten yessoensis (Yesso scallop)
Lineage: Eukaryota; Metazoa; Mollusca; Bivalvia; Pectinida; Pectinidae
Product: NADPH oxidoreductase A-like
Exons: 15
Coding region: 110-2029 (639 amino acids)
Cellular component (GO): cytosol
Molecular function (GO): oxidoreductase activity; FMN binding; flavin adenine dinucleotide binding
Source: RefSeq, a predicted model, not a curated record